Chaetomium fimeti is the source of this 588-nucleotide messenger RNA. RefSeq names its product RmlC-like cupin domain-containing protein. Lineage: Eukaryota; Fungi; Ascomycota; Sordariomycetes; Sordariales; Chaetomiaceae. Gene Ontology annotation, cellular component: intracellular anatomical structure. The record is from RefSeq and is a predicted model, not a curated record. The transcript has 2 exons. The coding region runs from base 1 to 588 and encodes 195 amino acids.
AUGAUACGCCUCUCCUCCCUUCUCGCCACCGUGGUCGGCUUAUCCAUACCCAUCGGAUCUCACGCCGCGGUUGCCCAGGCACCUCAUCAGCAGGAAGUCCGGACUUCGCCCGAGCAUAACCAGUCCUCCCACCACGCAACCCCAAUCCACAAGCGGACGGCCCAAGAAGUGAUUGCACAGCUCAACCUCAUCCCCAACGUCGAGAAGGGGUACUACGUGGAGACCUUCCGAGACACGGACAACGUCACGGAAAGCCGCUCCAUCAGCACCGCGAUCUACUACCUCCUCGAGGGGCACGAGGGCCACUCCCACUGGCACCGGGUCGACGCGGUCGAGGUGUGGCACUACUACGCCGGGGCGCCCCUGACGCUCUCGCUUUCUCACGAUGACGGGUCGCCGGUGCGGGAGGUGAAGCUGGGGCCGGAUGUGUUUGCCGGGCAGCAACCGCAGCUGGCCAUCGGGAAGUGGGAGUGGCAACGGGCGAGGAGUUGGGGGGACUGGACGCUUGUUGGGACUACUGUCGCGCCGGGCUUUGAUCCUAGCGGGUUUGAGUUGGCUGAGCCUGACUGGAUGCCAAACGGAGCCUAG